Pieris macdunnoughi is the source of this 1467-nucleotide messenger RNA. NCBI's taxonomy places the organism in Eukaryota, Metazoa, Arthropoda, Insecta, Lepidoptera, Pieridae. The record is from the annotation of a GenBank genome assembly.
AUGCCCAAGCUUUAUCACUUUCGUACGCUAUGGUUACAAACGGGCAAAACCAGUUCAGUCAAUCAGAGAGAGGUGCUUAGUUGCAUCACCUUCGAUAGAUCCAAUCUACCCGAUAAGAAACGUAUUGCGUUUGGAGUUCAAAUAUUUCGAGAGUUUACCAUCUGGAUGAUUCAACGAAAAGAAGAGAAACUAAUGUCACCGGUGAAACAAGAAGUGGAAGAUUACUAUGAAGCGUCCACAGCCAGUAUCUCGUCUCGGGAUAAUUUCUCUGAUGUUGAUUUUCUAAAAGAAAAAUUUGAUUAUCCGGCUUAUAUACCGCCUAUAAAUUUUCAAAGUGAUUCAUCAAGCGUACACUCGUACAAAUAUUCGUAUAACUGCGAUUCGGAUAGUUCGCUUCGUGAGCUUCCCUCUGAUACGGAAGUUAAAAAGGAAAAGACAAAGAGAACCGAAGAGAAACCUUAUAUCAGGAGAGAGAGUUUAUUUUCUACGCAGUUGAAUUCUGUCGACAUGCCCUGGUUAAGCCCACCCGAGCCGACCAAUGACGUGGUUGAAAUGACGGAAUAUGAAGAAAUACAACUUCUCAAAACUAUUGAGGCCCUGGUACUUAAAGUACGGGAAAGCGGGAAAAAGGCCUAUCUCUCUCAACUUAAGGCCAAACUGGCACUACGCAGGCUAAAACGACAUAAGCAUAUUCCUGUUUUUGAUCUUGAUAAGACCGUGAAGAUCCUGGGCGGUUACGUCACAGAAGAAAAGAAGAUCAUCUCAAACAUUGAACGUGUACUCGACAGAUUCCAGAGAUCUUACCUAAUAGACAACCUCAGUGGUACGAUAGCGAGUACGAACUAUGGCACAGUGUUGCUAUCCAGCAUGGAGACUGCGCCCUUCAGGUCGAGUUAUUCUGGCGCUACCCUCAAACCGUUUAUACGACGAGAUAGCGAGACUACCCCCAUCUGGCUUAAACUUAUGGACGAGCUGCUACGAAAAACGCAUAAGCACGAAGAAGGGUACAAUCCGCCACCGCGCGCGACCAUCGACUAUUCAUAUUUGAAACCACAACAUAUUGCGGCCGUAAACAAAUUGUGCGCGCAGUACUUCUGGCCUGGGAUUGACUUGACAGAAGCCCUGCAGUACCCUGAGUUUAGCUGCGUUGUGACAUACAAGAAAUUAGUUAUAGGAUGUGCCUUCCUGGUUCCGGAUGUUGGACACAAUCAAGCCUAUAUCUCAUUUGUAUUGACACGACCCGAAUGGCGAAGAGCAAAUAUUGCAACAUUCAUGUUAUAUCAUCUCUUACAGACAUGUUCUGGCCAGGAUGUGACACUGCACGUCUCUCCUACAAAUCCAGCCAUAUUUCUAUAUCAAAAAUUUGGUUUUAAGGUCGAAGAGUUAAUUCAAGAUUUUUACGAAAAAUACUACGACAUGGAUUAUAAAGGAUGUCGACACGCACUGUUCCUUCGACUAGUCCGAUGA